UUCCGGUCAGCCAGGUACCUAACUUUAAAUUUUACCAACUUACAACAUCAAAAUCGUCACCAUCAUCAAUUCUACAUAUUCUCUCUUUACAAACCUACCAAUUCCUCCUUGCGUCUACUUAUUUACUUCUACUACGUAAGUGAUUAUCUAUCUCCAUAGAUUUAAUUCUAGACGAAGCACGUGGGAGAUCUCUCGACCCGGCCUAUCGGACAGGAGAGGGGUUGUAUUUUCAGCUAGGUUCGGUCCCGCGCAAUUGGAACAGCGCUGCGCCUCUUAUUGGACCAUCCGACCCGUUUGCUACUAUGGGAUCCUUUCAAUUAGGAUCGCCGACCAGGGAUGAUGAGGCACAUGUGUUUAUCUAUUUCACUGAUAGGUUAAUCCAUCACAACGCGUGGUCAGCUCAUAAUACCUAUAAGAAUCCAGCUUUAGUAGCUCACGUCAAGCUUCGCAGUCCCGUCACUUGGCAUUCCACUCGUUACCGCUAGGUCCCGUCUUUAGGUAGCAGAUCUAAGGCGAAAAGAAGAAGACCAGAUCAAGAUGCAGCUGGUCAACUCUGUCGCUCUCGUGUCAGCUCUACUGGUUCACUCCGGUAGGGCUGCCGCUGACGAUAACGCUUUCGUUACGGCCGCGCCUCACGCCGGAUCAGCUAUUUCGGAUUCGUACCCUCCCAAAGGCACCUCCGUCGACUCCGCCCUCUUCCCACCCGAGUCCGAGGUCGGCUUCCCUGGUCCGACCGCAACGGGUGCGCAACCCGCAGCCAUUCAGACAGCCGCGUUGUACCCAGGUAACCAAGGACCGACGAAUCAAUUCCCUCUAGUCGCACCCCAGCCGCACGGUCAUAGCGAGUCCGCCGACAAGUUCGACAUUACUAAGUAUUGGGGUAACUUGUCGCCGUGGUAUUCUUUAUCCUCCGCCGACUACGGUUUGCCCGAUACCAGCCCGCUGGCCCCCGAGGGCUGCAGCGUCACGCAGGUGCAUAUCCUAUACCGCCAUGGUGCGAGAUAUCCGACCACCGGUGCCGCGCCGGCCCAAUUCGCGUCCAAGAUUGCGAACGCGACGCAAGAAGGACUACAAGUGAGCGGCGACCUAGCUUUCCUAGCCGACUGGACCUAUAAGUUGGGUGGUGAGCUCCUUACCCCCUUCGGUAGGAGUCAAGAGUUCCUCCUCGGCGUACAGCACCGUCAGCUUUACGGCCAUCUCCUAAACAACUUUACCGAAGCCGGUGCCAUCCCCGUCUUCCGAACCGAGUCUCAAGAUCGCAUGGUCAAGACCGCCCAAAACUUUGCGGCCGGCUUCUUUGGUGUGCCUGAAUUCUUGGAUGAGGUAAACAUCGAAAUCCUUGUUGAGGCGGCAGGUGUGAACAACUCCGGUGCACCUUAUGAGGUUUGCACCAAUUCCAAUGUCAACAGUCGAGGAAGUAUUGGAAGUGCUUUGGCGUCUAAAUUUGCCAACAAUGCUUUCAACGCUACCCUCGAUCGCCUAAACUCGCAAAUCUCUGGUCUUAGCUUUACGCCAACUGAUGCUAUUGCGAUGCUUCAACUUUGCUCUUAUGAAACGAACGCGCUGGGUUACUCUGCAUUUUGUGAACUUUUCAGUCAGGAAGACUUCCUGAAUUACGAGUAUUACUUCGACCUGUCGUUCUACUACAAUAACGGACCCGGCUCUCCCGUUGCCGCUGCUCAAGGAAAGGCUUAUCUACAGGAAUUUGUCGCUCGCUUCACGGGAGAAUUCCCCGAAGCCUGGUCGGCCUUGAACGAGACCUAUGAUAACUCGGAAACCUACUUCCCUCUCAACCAGUCCAUCUACGCUGAUGCAACCCACGAGGUAGUAGUUUUGGACACCUUAACCGCAUUCAACCUAACAGCACUGUUCAACGGACCGCCGCUGAGCGCCACUGAAAACCGAAGACAAAACAGCUUUUCGGCCAGUAAGCUCGUGCCAUUCGGAACACAUUUCGUCGUUCAAGUCCUUGAGUGCCCUGCCUACCAACCCACCAAGCAAGCCAGGUUCCUUGUAAACGACGCGGUCAUCCCCAUCGCGGACUCUUACUCUGGCUGCUCAGCUGAUCCUCACGGUCUCUGCUCAUUCGAAAACGUUGUUUCGGUUCUCAAGGACCGUAUCAAUGAAAUCGACUUCGACUACGACUGCUUUGCCAACUACACCACCGAGGCUGGCAUUGAUUACAAUGGUAGAGCGCCUCGGAGUUAGGAAGACGAGUCGCAGGCGUUUAGUCUGCAGAGCGGAGUGGCCGGUGCAAUGGUGAAAGCUUUUAUGGUCUUGGGUAGUAUCAU
Messenger RNA from Hypoxylon trugodes, 2291 nucleotides. Its product is annotated as phosphoglycerate mutase-like protein. The record is from RefSeq and is a predicted model, not a curated record. Gene Ontology annotation, molecular function: acid phosphatase activity. Bases 538 to 2208 code for a protein of 556 amino acids. The transcript is spliced from 5 exons. Lineage: Eukaryota; Fungi; Ascomycota; Sordariomycetes; Xylariales; Hypoxylaceae.